Amoebophrya sp. A120 is the source of this 5549-nucleotide messenger RNA. NCBI's taxonomy places the organism in Eukaryota, Dinophyceae, Syndiniales, Amoebophryaceae. The record is from the annotation of a GenBank genome assembly.
AUGCAGACCGGUUGGGGCUUGCCGCUGUUUUACCAGAUGUACCAGAUCCAGGAGGGUCUAUUUCCAAGGGAAAAUCUGUUCAACGCCGGCCCCGGACAGGAGGAGGCAGCGCACGGGAAAGAGGAAACUAUUGGCGUGCCAUCGCACAAUGAAAAACAUUUACAGAUGGGCGGAGAGGUGGACGAGGUUCAAGAUACUGUGCGUGUUGAAACAGAAACCACAGCUAGUGUGUCUUUUUCGGCGAGUGGUGAGCUUGUGCGGGAAGGGACUCUGGAAAGAAGUGCGGAAAAAGCAUUGUCCAUAUUCGACCUCGACGAAGCGGCGACGACCUUCGCAAUUCUCGGCGAGGAGUACAAAAUCCCCGGAGAGGAGGCGGAACCGCAGCAGCACAGCCAGGGUCCUUCGAACGAAUCCCUCCUUCAAACAGUCCAGUGCGUUGACGAUGUCGACCCGGCACAGCAACUUGUUGCUGACCAAGACGCAGCUCGUGUCAAAGUGGAAGAGCAGAACCCCAUCUGCCUCGCCCGCCGUGCUGUGCGUGACGGCGACCCAAGUUUGCCGCGGGACUCGAUGCCCCGCCAGUGGAUCCAUGUAGACACGGCGCGAGGGCAUUUCCGCGCGCUGCGGAAACAGAAGAAGGAAGAGCAGAUAAGUAGCGAAGAUGUUGAAGAAAACAAUGGAGAUUAUACGACACCACAGACCGCUGCGCCUUCGCCAAAACCAUCAACCCGUCGUCGAGACAACUACUACAAGAAUUUUCGCGCCAACUUCCCCGCCUGGCCCCGGGCGUUUUUCGAGCAUCCAGGGUACCUUCGGCUGCUUUCUGAAAAACCGCUCGCGGAAGAAGGACUUGCGAUUGCGCAGGACAUCCUGGACGCGACGGACGGGGCGCCGACGGUCGAGGACCCGGUCGAAUUUCUUCACCAAUUUGACCUGCGGGAACACCAGGUGGUCCAAACCGGCGCGCACUUUGACGAGUGGCGGGCUCUGCUCGCCGCGCCGAUUCACAAGGAGAAGCUAUUGCAGAACAAACGCCUGAUCCUCUCGCCCCACGGCCACCUGACGCACGAGACAGAUUUGCAUUUUGUCCGGCACCUGGUCGACGUGGCCGAAGCGGUUUUGGACAUUGGCGAUUCCCUCGUGUCCGAGUCCUACGCGCAGCAGUACCUGCAGCGGCUGCUGUGUUUGCACGAUAACAGCGGGGAUAAAGGAAAGUGCAGCACGAUGGAAGAUCUGGAGGUGUACGAAACGCUGUCCCCUUCUGAUGUUAAAAUGGACGAGGAGAGCAUGCGGAAACGCGGUUUGGAAAACGGGUUGGUCACCGAUAAAAGUAUGGCGUUCUCAAACGUUACAUUCUCAACUAUUACAUGAAUUUGUAAUGCAAGAACGGCGAAAGUGAAAGGGACAAGAUUGCGCCUUGUGCAUCACAGAUUUGGCACAGAUUUACAUGCUGAUUAGCCCUUCGGAUGUUUGUCAUGCGAAGCAGCUUAAUCGUGGCGAUCUUGGUGGUAAAUUUGCAUGACAAAUCAUGUAACAGUUGAGAAUGUAACAGUUGAGAACGCCAUAAAAAGCUACUACUGGUUCGAACCCGGGUCGCUACUGAUCCCCGAAGCGCGGUUGUUACUCAUGCUGCGCGCCAGGGGGGAGAUUUACCGUCGGGUUUCUCUAGACAUUUUCAACCUGCGCUGGGACCCGGUCGCGUUCGCGUUUUUCGCAAUGGAACUCGCGUUCCAAUUUGCGCCCGACAACGACGACCGAAUGGCGAAGCUGAAUUUGGUGCAGCGGUUGAUGGCCGGGUUCGAGGGACGGAGGAGAUGUUUCGGCUUCCGGGAAUCGAUUGUGGAUGAUUUGGUCCGCGAAAAGAGAGCAGCAAGUCGUGAUAAGGACCUAUCACAGCACCAAAAUCUCCCCGCCCGCCCCCUGCGCCUGAAACUCGCGUCCCCGUUCUGGGACGUGCUCGCCUUCGCUUGGGGUUUGCCAAUGUACUUUGUCGAGGUUGCUCUCGAUUGGCAACGGGAGGAAGUUGCAAAGAUCGACGAGGUCGAAAGGCGAAUCGCGGAUACCCCGGGAGCGUUAGUGAGCAAGAAAAGCGUACGGCUGCUGGAAAAGAGGUGCAAUUUGGUCUUUUGCAAGACGUUCCAAACGCCAAACAACGAGAACUGCAAGUGCGAAACCUGGUUUCCGAGCAUAUUAGCGGGAAGGAAAUGGGCGUCGACGUCGGCGUCGCACUCAACACAGCUCGCAACAACAGCAGCGCAGGCACAACUGAUAACGCCAAACAAAAUCUGCAUCUUCGUGACCGAUACACGCCCGAUCAACGUAGACCUUCGGUACAUCACAUCAGUUACCUCGACCGACGAGUGGUGGAGCUUGGCCUACGGUAUCAAUUUCCUCUACGCGAAGGAGCACGACUACCGGAUAGAAAGGCAUCUACGCAAGAGAAAUUUACUGCACAUGCACAAGAAAGUGCAUCACAAGAUAUGGCAACGACCUCUACGAGAGCGAAUCUGUAGGUGUAAUGCGGAAUGAGGUUGAAGUAAAUAAAUUAAAAAAAAGUUUUGUCAUGCCAUUGCCACCAUGUCUAUCUCUAUGUACAUGCUGGAGUGCAGAAAAAUAUCCUGUGGAUAGCACCGGGCGGAGUUGCACAAGGAAGUAGCGGACGGGAACGGGGAGACGGACAGCCUGAACCGCUGGAAAAACGACCCGAGCCGGAAGGUGGGCUGGGCGAAAAUGAACAUCAUGCUCAGGCGGCUGCAGGAAAUGGGCGAAAGCACGUGCGAGUACGGGGUUUCGAUGGAUAGCGACGCGUGGUUCAAGACGAAUGAACCUCUGUCCAACAUUGUGGACUACUUCAUGAGGUUUUACUCGAAGCCGAGAACUAGUGGUGGUCCAGUCACGCGAGGGACGCCGGCAGAACAUCAAAACCAAAAUGUUCCACCCUCCGGUGAAAGUGAAAUCGAAAAGCCUUCUGCUGGUCUUCCAAAUCUCGUGCUGACCCCGAUGCACGGCAACGUCCAGUUCGUGAAGGACACCUAUGCAGCACAACAUGUUGCGGGAACAUUUUCUACUACUCAACAAGAAAAUCUUCAUCCGAAAUUAUACGAUUUCGUGAAAGCGGACCACGAGAUCAAGUUUUUUAUCGCUCAGGAGCUGGAUGCGCACGCACCCGCGAAGGACCAGGUUGUUUGGAAUGUGGACAAGAAAGACCCGCGGAACCGAAAGAUUCUCUCCUUCGACGUGGAGUUGCAGGAGGAAGUGAAGGGCUUUGUUCCGAGAGAACAGGUGGAGCUGACGAAGGCACAGGAAUAUGUUGCUACGUCUAUCGCGGAGGAACAAACGGUAACAACCGGAUCAGCGGAGGAAUCGUCGGGAGGAAGGACGAGGGGUUCUUCCGUAGAGGAUGCUCUCUCAGGGGACCGGCAAGGCGAAGAACCCCGACGUGCAGAAGAAGAUGAACAGGUACCGACUUUUCAACAAGCGCAGUCUUCGCCCUACCACCCGCAGUCGCAGUCUUCCUUCAAAUCCCACGGCAGCCGGCGGGGUAACGGCGGGUUUUUCGUUGUGAAAAACGUUACAAACGGCCACCCCUGUUAACACAAUCGGGGGGAAAUGCUUCCAAUAAUCCUCCGAAAUCCUUCCAGCACCCGGCAAAGUUCGCGGCGCCCCAGCCCUGAGUGCAGCCGGGCGGCCUUCUUGUUUUUCUGCCCUGGGACAGGCAGCCCACCGCGGCAGGGUGGCGUAGACAGUCACAGUAGCCCGAGGCGUGGAGCGCAGCCGCUCGCUGUAGGGCUUGCGCCCCUUUGCCACCUUAAACCAGGGCCGGAAAUCGGGCGAGUUGCGCCCCCUUGCCCCCUGUGUUGUGCACUACAGCGGAACGAACUUAACGAAAGGCCGAGGCAGGCUUCCCAGCAAGCCUGCCGCGCCCGGAGGGGGCCGGCCCGCGGCCUGAGAAGAUGCUGCCGCCGGGCCGUAAUGGGUUGCUUGUGGAAGGACCCGCGGCUCGCGGAGUGCGUCGCCAGCCGACAGCUGUCCCUGAAGAGGGCCAACAGAAAAUCCUUCCGAAGGGACCGCCGGAAGGGCUUCCGGAAUGCCCUCGAAAAUCCUUCCCGAGGCUUCCGGAAAUCCUUCCGGAAUCCUUCCGAAAUGCUUCCGAAAUCCUUCCGAGAUCCUUCCGCCGGCGGUAUGGUCGACCCACCCUCCUGGGCGAAAGGGAAAUCGAAAACUUUUUUUUUCUGAAAAAAGCAAUUUGUAAUGCGGCAAAUGCUUCCGAAAUGCUUCCGAAAUCCUUCCCAAAUCCUUCCGAAAUCCUUCCCCUUAUCCUGUUUCGCGGUCACAACUUUUUUGCUUCUCUUUUGCUUUUUUUUUUCGCCAAAAAAGCAGCUUCGCCUGGAAGGAUUUCGGAAGGAUUUGGGAAGGACUUUUCAGCCAAGGCGCCACUUUUUCGCCAGGCAGCGCGCGGCCUACCUCGCACACCUGCACCCGGCCGCCCGUCCGGCACCUGGCUACCUGCCUGGCCCGGAGUUCAUUCUGGUUGUGCCCUUCCCCUCUGGUGUCCCAGCAGGCCACCUACAGGGCGCCGCCGAAUGUGGGCAAGUUGCUUGGUGGGGCGGCGCAUCUCGAUAGGCAUCGCCUCGCUUGCGAUGUUUGAUUGGCGCUUUUUGCGGUUCGUAGUGCCAUGCGGCUCAAAAAUUGAGCCCGGCGCUACGGCGCUCUUAAGUCUGUUCUCCGCCUGCAAAUCGAUGUGGCCGCAGCCACAAUUGGCCCGACAUAGAUAGAUGGCCCCACAGCUUCCAGGCUGUGGGCGCAUUGAAAAGCUGGGGCGUUGAAAACAUUUCGGAAGAUUUUUGGAAGAAUUUCCGCCGGCGGGGGAACGGCGGGUUUUUCAUUGUGAAAAACGACGAGGAGGGGCGGGAAAUUCUGAAGGCGUGGUACGAUUCCGUGGACGAGUUCCCGGAGGAGCUCGGCGUAUACAAAAACCGGCACUCGCAGGGCCUCAACCGGUGCUUCGAUACGGCGGUGCGGGAAAAAUACCAGCUAUGCAAUACAAAUUUCCCGUACAACAUGUACAAGAUGCAUCACAAAUUUCGCCAGUUUGGGCGGAUCUAACACUUGUCAUGCUAAACUAGUUAUCGAAGAACUGAACAGCUUUGAUGUUAUGCUGAGACUGCAUCUGUACGAACGUGUACCUACGGAAAAUUUGCUGUGGAUACCAGUCGAAAAUCGCCUACGGGCCCCCGGAGUUUUUCACGGGGCCAAGGGCGAAGUUGGUAGAGCACAAUUGGUUCAAGAAGCAGGACAAAAUCCUGCCGGACUUGAAGGAGAGGUUUCUGCAAAGGGUGCAGGCAAAGCUGGACUGCAUCGUGUGCCACGAAAAUUUUGGGGAGGCACUGGAAAAGAUAGAAUUCACGUAUUUUGAUGCGUGAUUUUAUUUAUGUGAUUGUCGUCCCAGCAUCUAGCGUUGGGUUGAAGAAUAAAAAGCUGCUGCACCAGCGGCAAAGUCAACGGACGUAUUGUUCAAUGGCUAGGGGGGACCGUUUCCUAUCCGUGUG